GGGAGGGGCGGGUGGUGUUUCCGCUGCUUCGAGUGGACUGAGAGCGGCUGCCUGGAGCCUCUUCUGCUCGCCUCCCUGCCCUGCCCCGCGCGCCGCCGCCCCGCGCUCCGCCGCUCUCUGGGAGGUUCGGGGCACUUAGGUCCCUCUGUCACCCUCGGUUUGCAUCACCUUCUCCUGACCUGAGCAGUCGCCAUGGCACAGAUUUUAUUUAUUUAUACAUGAGAGACAGAGAGAGAGAGGCAGAGGGAGAAGCAGGCUCCCCGCGGAGCAGGGAGCCCGAUGCGGGACUCGAUCCCAGGACCCUGGGAUCACGACCUGAGCCGAAGGCAGACGCUUAACCAUCUGAGCCACCCAGGUGCCCCAGGAAGGCUUCAGUUUAAAAGGUUCCAGGUUCUUAAAGGCACCGUGGUUGCCUUCCCUGAAUUUGAUGAGCGGGCUGAUGCAGAAACUCUUCGGAAGGCCAUGAAAGGCCUGGGCACUGAUGAGGAGAGCAUCUUGACUCUGUUGACAUCCCGAAGUAAUGCUCAGCGCCAGGAAAUCGCCGUGGCUUUUAAAACUCUAUUUGGCAGGGACCUUCUGGAUGACCUGAAAUCAGAACUGACUGGAAAAUUUGAAAAAUUAAUCGUGGCUCUGAUGAAACCUUCUCGGCUUUAUGAUGCCUAUGAACUGAAGCAUGCUCUUAAGGGAGCUGGGACAGAUGAAAAAGUACUGACAGAAAUUAUUGCUUCAAGGACACCUGAAGAACUGAGAGCCAUAAAACAAGUUUAUGAGGAAGAAUAUGGCUCAAGCCUGGAAGAUGACGUGGUGGGGGAUACAUCAGGGUUCUACCAGAGGAUGUUGGUGGUUCUCCUUCAGGCUAAUAGAGACCCUGAUGCUGGAAUUGAUGAAGCACAAGUUGAACAAGAUGCUCAGGCUUUGUUCCAGGCUGGAGAACUGAAAUGGGGGACAGAUGAAGAAAAGUUUAUCACCAUCUUUGGGACACGAAGUGUGUCUCAUUUGCGAAGGGUGUUUGAUAAGUACAUGACUAUAUCAGGAUUUCAGAUUGAGGAAACCAUUGACCGAGAGACUUCUGGUAAUUUGGAGCAACUCCUCCUUGCUGUUGUGAAAUCUAUUCGAAGUAUACCUGCCUACCUUGCAGAAACCCUCUACUAUGCUAUGAAGGGAGCAGGGACGGAUGAUCAUACCCUCAUCAGAGUCGUGGUGUCCAGGAGCGAGAUUGAUUUGUUUAACAUUAGGAAGGAGUUCAGGAAGAAUUUCGCCACCUCUCUCUAUUCCAUGAUUAAGGAUGAUACGUCUGGGGACUAUAAGAAAGCCCUCUUGCUGCUCUGUGGAGGAGAGAAUGACUGAGAUAACCAGCUGGAGAGAGAUCCUGCGCUGUGCCUGCCACGGCUGCCGCGACCUUCCUAAGCCUCUCGUUGUGCUUGUUUGUAUGCCCGAGCCUGACACAUUGCCUUAUUCAUACUAGCAUGCUAAUGACCAAAACAUACAUGUUGCAGAAGAGAAAUAGCGGUGCUUCUUGCUGAUGUUCAGUAAAGCUCUUUCUCUUUGUCUUUUGUAGUACUUACGUUACUAAAGUCUAAAGUCUGGGUCAUUUAGAUUUUCUUUUAGAAGAUCCGACUGCUUUUAGCCUUUUUAAAAAACUUCAUUUAUAUUAAAUUGAUAACUGUAUUUCCUUAAUCAGAACCUUAGCCUUAAAAUGAUGAACUCCUGGAAGUGUUAUUAAUCAAGUUUGCUACUAAACUAAACCUGAAAAAUUAUGGUGGUUGCAUUCAAAAGAUUAAUGAGAAAUAAACAUUUCCUUCCCCCUGA
Messenger RNA from Mirounga angustirostris (Northern elephant seal), 1809 nucleotides. RefSeq names its product annexin A5 (gene ANXA5). NCBI's taxonomy places the organism in Eukaryota, Metazoa, Chordata, Mammalia, Carnivora, Phocidae. The record is from RefSeq and is a predicted model, not a curated record. Gene Ontology annotation, biological process: negative regulation of coagulation. Bases 280 to 1347 code for a protein of 355 amino acids. Gene Ontology annotation, cellular component: cytoplasm; sarcolemma. The transcript has 14 exons. Gene Ontology annotation, molecular function: calcium ion binding; calcium-dependent phospholipid binding.